This is a messenger RNA of Xenopus tropicalis (tropical clawed frog), 2968 nucleotides long. It is a transcript of the gene hmox2, whose product is annotated as heme oxygenase 2. Gene Ontology annotation, biological process: heme oxidation. NCBI's taxonomy places the organism in Eukaryota, Metazoa, Chordata, Amphibia, Anura, Pipidae. The record is from RefSeq and is marked validated. Gene Ontology annotation, molecular function: heme oxygenase (decyclizing) activity.
GGACGGGUACUUCCGGCGAGUGACCUACAGAGUUGCGGAGGUUCCGGUAGAGAGGAGGAUUGCGGAAGAGGGGAAUACCGGGAGUAUCGGGAGCCAUGUCUGUGGGCACAGGGGACAGUGCAGAUGCCGGACUGUAUGGCGCAGAGGAAGAGGAUGUGUGUAGGCCAACAGACUUGUCCGAACUGCUCAAAGAGGGCACCAAAGAAUCGCAUAACCGGGCCGAGAAUACCAAGUUUGUCAGGGAUUUCCUGAAGGGGCGGAUCCAGCGGGAGACAUUCAAGUUGGCCACGGCUGCCCUGUACUUCACUUACUCUGCGUUGGAGGAGGAGCUAGAGCGGAACAAGGAGGAGCCGGCCAUCGUGCCCCUGUAUUUCCCCCAGGAGCUGCACAGGAAGGAGGCGCUGGAGAGGGACCUGUGCUAUUUCUAUGGAGAUGCCUGGGCAGAGGCCAUUCAGUGCUCCGGUGCCACGGAGGCCUAUGUGAGGAGGAUUCGGCACUUGGGUCGGACCAGGCCGGAGCUGCUAGUCGCUCACGCUUACACCCGGUAUAUGGGGGACCUGUCUGGGGGCCAGAUCCUGAGGAAGGUAGCCCAACGGGCUCUACACCUGCCCCCUACAGGGGAGGGCAUCCAGUUCUACGUAUUUGAUAAUGUGACCAACGCCCAGCAGUUCAAGCAGCUGUACAGAGCCCGGCUCAAUGCCCUCGAUUUGGACCCGGAGACCAAGGAGAGCGUCGUACAGGAGGCCAAUCACGCCUUCCAGUUUAAUAUGCAGGUUUUUGAGGAACUCGAUAAAAUCGGCACUGCUCUUCCUGAGGCACAAGAUGGAGGCCUCCCUGUGCAUGAUGGGAAAGGAGAUAUCCGGAAGUGUCCCUAUUAUGCUGCACAGCAAGGUGUGCCCGGGGCCUCGGGGUGCCCGUUUCAUGCCGCCAUGGCUUUGGCAAGACUCCCCCACGUACAGGCCCUGAUUGCAGCCGGUGUCACGGCAAUGGUGGCCUUCCUGGCUUGGUACUUGAUGUGACGCUGGAAGAGUAAUGGGCUGGAUCUGCUAGCCAAUCCUGAGCUUUUCCUUCUUCCACUCCCACAAUCCCAUGGGGCUGAUUUAUCAUCCCCCCCCCCUGCACAUUGAUAUAGCAGUGUCUGUCCUGGUUCAGCGAGGAGCUGCCAUUGGCCACUUCUUUACUCAGAGGUGGCUGCUUUAUCCCAUAGGCUGACAGCGUACGUGCGUGCCUCCGAUAUUAUUGGCUGUCGUAUAAUAGUUGUACCUGGGGCUUGUGGGAUUGAUAUGUAUAAUAGUAAUGUGUGCAUCAACCCGGGCUGCUGGGGGACUGUGCAUGACCCCCCCCCAUACAUGAGCUUCCAUACCGGCUACUGAGGUGAGCGCAUUGGCCCCCAUACCGGCUACUGAGGUGAGCUCAUUGGCCCCCAUACUGGCUACUGAGGUGAGCUCAUUGGCCCCCAUACUGGCUACUGAGGUGAGCGCAUUGGCCCCCAUACUGGCUACUGAGGUGAGCUCAUUGGCCCCCAUACUGGCUACUGAGGUGAGCUCAUUGGCCCCCAUACUGGCUACUGAGGUGAGCUCAUUGGCCCCCAUACCGGCUACUGAGGUGAGCUCAUUGGCCCCCAUACCGGCUACUGAGGUGAGCUCAUUGGCCCCCAUACCGGCUACUGAGGUGAGCUCAUUGGCCCCCAUACCGGCUACUGAGGUGAGCUCAUUGGCCCCCAUACCGGCUACUGAGGUGAGCGCAUUGGCCCCCAUACUGGCUACUGAGGUGAGCGCAUUGGCCCCCAUACCGGCUACUGAGGUGAGCGCAUUGGCCCCCAUACUGGCUACUGAGGUGAGCGUAUUGGCCCCCCAUACUGGCCGUUGUUAGGAGCUCGUUGGCCCCCCAUGUCGGCCGUUGUUAAGAGCACGUUGGCCCCCAUACCGGCUACUGAGGUAAACAUAUUGGCCCCCAUACCGGCCAUGUUAGGAGCCCAUUGGCCCCCAUACCACCCGUUGUUAGGAGCCCAUUGGCCCCCAUACCAGCUACUGAGGUGAAUACAUUGGCCCCCAUACCUGCCGUUGUUAGGAGCCCAUUGGCCCCCCAUACCGGCUACUGAGGUGAACACUUUGGCCCUCAUACCGGCCGUUGUUAGGAGCCCAUUGGCCCCUCCGUACCGGCUACUGAGGUAAACACAUUGGCCCCCAUACCUGCCAUGUUAGGAGCCCAUUGGCCCCCCAUACCACCUGUUGUUAGGAGCCCAUUGGCCCCCCGUACCGGCUACUGAGGUAAACACAUUGGCCCCCAUUCCGGCCAUGUUAGGAGCCCAUUGGGCCUCCCGUACCGGCUACUGAGGUGAACACAUUGGUCCUCAUACCGGCCAUGUUAGGAGCCCAUUGGCCCCCCUGUACCAGCUACUGAGGUAAACACAUUGGCCCCCAUUCCGGCCAUGUUAGGAGCCCAUUGGCCCCCCAUACCGCCUGUUGUUAGGAGCCCGUUGGCCCCCCCAUACCAGCUACUGAGGUGAAUACAUUGGCCCCCAUACCUGCCGUUGUUAGGAGCCCAUUGGCCCCCCCAUACCGGCUACUGAGGUGAACACAUUGGCCCCUAUACCGGCCAUGUUAGGAGCCCAUUGGCCCCCCAUACCGGCUACUGAGGUGAACACAUUGGCCCCCAUAUCGACCAUUGUUAGGAGCCCAUUGGCCCCCCAUACCGGCUACUGAGGUGAACACAUUGGCCCCCAUAUCGACCAUUGUUAGGAGCGCGUUGGGCCCCCCCCCAUACCGGCUACUGAGGUGAACACAUUGGCCCCCAUAUCGACCAUUGUUAGGAGCCCAUUGGCCCCCAUAUCGACCAUUGUUAGGAGCGCGUUGGCCCCCCAUACCGGCUGCGGGCAGGGUGGGUACCCAGUAGAAAGAGGUGCCAGUCUGUAGCAACAUCUGGAGGUUCAACUUCUGAUUCUGAAUAAACAUUUUUCUGAGUCUCA